GUUUGACAACCUAGAAAAACAUACGCAGUGGGGAAUUGAUAUUCUUGAAAAAUACAUCAAAUUUGUAAAGGAAAGGACUGAGAUUGAACUCAGCUAUGCAAAGCAACUCAGGAAUCUUUCGAAGAAAUACCAACCGAAAAAGAACUCAAAGGAGGAGGAAGAAUACAAGUACACGGCAUGCAAGGCCUUCCUUUCCACCCUGAACGAGAUGAGCGACUAUGCUGGACAACACGAGGUCAUCUCUGAGAACAUGACAUCCCAGAUCACUGUGGACCUGACCCGCUACGUCCAGGAGCUGAAGCAGGAGAGGAAAUCGAACUUUCACGAUGGGAGGAAGGCACAGCAGCACAUUGAGACCUGCUGGAAGCAACUUGAAUCAAGUAAGAGACGGUUUGAGCGGGACUGUAAGGAGGCGGACCGGGCGCAGCAGUACUUUGAGAAAAUGGACGCUGACAUCAAUGUGACAAAGGCAGAUGUUGAGAAGGCACGGCAGCAGGCUCAAAUCCGGCACCAAAUGGCAGAGGACAGCAAAGCAGAUUACUCGUCCAUCCUGCAGAAAUUCAACCACGAGCAGCACGAGUACUAUCACACCCACAUCCCCAGCAUCUUCCGGAAAAUCCAGGAGAUGGAGGAACGGAGGAUCGUGAGGAUGGGGCAGUCCAUGAAGACGUACGCAGAGGUGGACCGGCAGGUGAUCCCCAUCAUUGGCAAGUGCCUGGAUGAAAUUGUAAAGGCAGCCGAAGCCAUUGAUCAGAAGAACGAUUCCCAGCUGGUGGUAGAGGCUUAUAAAUCAGGAUUUGAGCCUCCUGGUGACAUUGAAUUUGAGGAUUACACUCAGCCCAUGAAGCGCACAGUGUCCAACAACAGCCUUUCCAAUUCCAGAGGGGAAGGCAAACCCGAGCUCAAACUGGCCGGCAAAGCCAAAGGAAAGCUCUGGCCAUUCAUCAAGAAGAACAAGCUCAUGUCCCUUUUAACGUCCCCCCAUCAGCCUCCCCCUCCCCCUCCCCCCCCUGCCUCUGGCUCACCUUCUGCUGUUCCCAACGGCCCCCAGUCUCCCAAGCAGCCAAAGGAACCCCUCUCCCAUCGCUUCAACGAGUUCAUGAUCUCCAAACCCAAAAUCCACUGCUUCAGGAGCCUAAAGCGCGGGCUUUCUCUCAAGCUGGGCUCCACUCCCGAGGACUUCAGCAACCUCCCGCCCGAACAGAGGAGGAAGAAGCUCCAACAGAAAGUCGAUGACCUCAACAAAGAAAUCCACAAGGAGAUGGACCAAAGAGACGCCAUUACCAAGAUGAAGGACGUGUACCUGAAGAACCCGCAGAUGGGGGACCCCGCCAGCCUGGACCACAAGCUCGCCGAGGCCGCGCAGAACAUCGAGAAGCUGCGAUUUGAAGCCCAGAAAUUUGAGGCCUGGCUGGCCGAGGUGGAAGGCAGGCUCCAGGCCCGCGGCGAGCAGGCGCGGCGGCAGAGCGGGAUGUACGACGGCCAGCCGCCCCCGACCGGACACACCUGCGCGCAGGACCGGGAGAGCAGCCCAGAUGGCAGUUACACGGAGGAGCAAAGCCAGGAGAGCCAGGUCAAGGUGCUGGCCACGGACUUCGACGACGAGUUCGAUGACGAGGAGCCGCUCCCCGCCAUCGGGACCUGCAAGGCUCUGUACACGUUUGAAGGCCAGAACGAAGGCACCAUCUCGGUGGCGGAAGGUGAGACGCUGUACGUCAUAGAGGAAGACAGGGGCGACGGCUGGACCCGCAUCCGGAGGGGUGAGGACGAGGAGGGCUACGUCCCCACGUCCUACGUCGAAGUCUGUCUGGACAGAAAUGCCAAAGACUCCUAAAGGUGGCCGUGCUGGAGCCGCAAGCCUGUCCAGGAGCCGCGCGCACUCCACCCGUCCAUCCACUUCCACGCGUCCAUCUGUCCGUCCGUCUGCUUGUCCCUGCAGGCCGCCGGGGCGGGCCGGGCCCCGCCUUGCUCACCGCAGUCCCGGCCACCACCCUGUCUUCCCGGCAUGCUGUCCGCAGGCUCGCUGUCCCUGCCGCACCGGCCCCCGAGCUGCGGCGGCUGCCCGUGCCCGCCCGCGCCCCUCCACAUCUCACACUGUGCCUUCUGUGAACGACGGUGCCCGUGGGGGCCUGGGUGACCCCGUCCGGCACCCACGGGCCCCGGGGCCUGGUUAACAAAUGCGUCCUCUGGGUGGGGGGAGGGGAGGCCUUCCUGGGUUUCCGGCUCCCCUCUGACCCGGCCUGUGGGGCCUGCGGUAGCACGGGGUCCCCCAGCCCGCACCCCAGCUUCCGUCCAGAGCCCAGUGUGUGGGGUCCACACCGAGUCCAGCAUGUGGGCCCGCCCUGCUGUCUCGUCCCGCCCAUCCCGCCCCGCCCGGCUGUCUGAUUGGCCCUCCAGUGUCCCCUGGGGCCAGCUCGUGAAGGCUUGUCUUCUGUGAGUCCCAAGAGGAGCCUGCCCGGCCGCCUCCUGUCCACCUCCUGUCCCCAGCUCCUUCCCGCAGCCCCUCGGCCACCGCCCACCCCCGAGGGAAACGGAGGUCACCGAGCAUCGGAGUCAGCAGUCAACCAGGCGUACUCCUACUUGGUGCAGAAAACGAGAAGAUGGCCACCGCUGUCCACGGCCACGCCUGAGUCCGUGAUCCCACUAGGAGCAAGCGGGAGAGAGCGCGCGUUCCUCUUCAUCCUCUCGCGAGACCCAGGCAGCCACCUCCAGCAUCCCCAAUUCCUGGUGUCCGUGGACGGGAGAUAGGGAGUCUCCGGACCGGGAAGGAAAGGACACUGCAAGGCCCCAGGGGCAGGAGCGGUGCUGGGGUCGGGUGCUUGGGGUUCUGGAAAUGAGGACCGCACCGGGGCCGACGGCACUCCCCGCACCCUGCCCUGCGGAGAGCAGGUGGAGAGGAAGCGGGAUGCUCAGGCCAGCAUCGAGCUGCAGGGCUGCCCCCAAGCCAGAAGGUGCAGUGUGCAGCCCACAGGCCGGGGCCUGGGACCCCGUGGCUCUGGGCAGGCUCCUAAGUGGCGAUCCAGGACCCCGGGGGCAGUCCCAAGCCUGGCGGACCUCACCGCCCCCAGUCCAGAUGUUCCCAGUGUGAUUUCAGAGCCCGCAUCAUGCAUGUGAACACAUCUUCCCUAUCAUGGGUCAGGGUAGGUUUCAUUCCUUCCAGCGUAGGGCACCACAGGAGCCGCGGCAGCGCUGUGGGUUUGAUGCGCGCCGAGGCUGAAGUGGUGUGCCCGUGUCCGUGCCUGUGCUUGCUUUCCUAACUCCAUACUACCUGUGUCUAGAGAAGGAAGAACGGUGCUUGAGAACUUGCUUCCCGGCUGCUGGGCGGGGGCGGGGGGGGGACGGGGAUGCGGGGCGCUGGGAAUCCCGCUGCGGAGCCGCUGCAGUGGACGCUGCGUGCUCAGCUCUUGUGCCUCCUGUCCACGCCGCUAGCGGGACAAUUCCACGGUUAGCAGUGGCCCUGUCUCGUGAAGGGGCGCAGGGGCCUCCCCUGACCUCUCGUGACGGCCGUGCAGAGCGUGCGUGGAGGGUUCACCCAGCAACCAAGUCACCUUCGUUAGUGCAAGCGUGUCUCCGCAAGCUGUGGUUCGUGCAAGUG
Molecule: messenger RNA, 3595 nt
Organism: Dipodomys ordii (Ord's kangaroo rat)
Lineage: Eukaryota; Metazoa; Chordata; Mammalia; Rodentia; Heteromyidae
Gene: Fnbp1
Product: formin binding protein 1
Exons: 16
Coding region: 209-1834 (541 amino acids)
Biological process (GO): signal transduction
Molecular function (GO): protein binding
Source: RefSeq, a predicted model, not a curated record